This is a messenger RNA of Formica exsecta, 3138 nucleotides long. RefSeq lists its product as uncharacterized. Lineage: Eukaryota; Metazoa; Arthropoda; Insecta; Hymenoptera; Formicidae. Gene Ontology annotation, molecular function: RNA binding. The transcript has 10 exons. The record is from RefSeq and is a predicted model, not a curated record. Bases 16 to 2487 code for a protein of 823 amino acids.
UCAACAAAGUCACUAAUGUUAAAUGCAUUAAAAAGGAGUGUUCAUAUAAAACAUAUUGUAUUUUAUGUAAUGGAUGUGUUAGAACCAGAAUUAAUUUGGGUUAAUGGAUGCUGCUAUAGAUUUUACGAAAGUAGUGCCUGGAAAAAUAUUGAUACAUCAACCCCAUACAUGGAAGACAAAGAAUCAGUUUGUUCAGAUGAGGUAUCUGACACUGAUAUAGAGAUAGUGCCUCAUAAUGGGCAAUUCAAAAAUACCUUCAAAGUACCCAAAGUAUACUAUCCACAUAUAAUUGGUGCAAAUGGUAUGACACGUAAAAAAUUGGAAAAUGAGACAAAAACAACUAUAGAUGUACCAAAGAAGGGAAAAGAUGGGAACAUUGUUAUUACUGCAUCAGAUCAUCAAGCUAUAAUAUCCGCAAGACAUAGAAUUGAUUUACUAAUAGCGAAUUCAAGGAAAAAGAUACGUUAUACACAUUUUUUGUCUAUCCCAUUGAAUAAAAAGGGAAUAAUUGAUAAUUAUAAUUCUUUCAAAGAUGAUGUAUUGAAAAAGUAUGCCAAAACAGCAUACAAUAUUGAAGAAUCACUUUUUCAAAUGCCGUCUAAGUUACAUCUCACUAUUGGAAUGCUCAAAUUACUUGAUGACAAUGAAAAAAAGCAAGCUAUUGAUGCUCUUUUGAGUUGUAAAGAAGAAAUCAUAGACCCUUUUCUUGAAGAAUUUGGGCCAAUAAAUAUACAAUUACAGGGAGUUGCAUGUAUGAAUGAUGAUCCCACAGAGGUUAAUGUUUUAUUUGCACAAAUUACGCAUGAUGAAAAAUUACAAGAACUUGUUGAUAAAAUUGAUGAUUACUUUGUCGAUAUAGGUUUAAAGGAAAAAGAAUAUGAAACAAUAAAAUUACAUGCUACUUUAAUGAAUACAUCAUUCAAACGUGAGGAUUGGCGUGCAAAAUCUAAAGAAAAAUUUAAUGCAAUUGAAAUAUUAAAAGUUUAUAAAGACACAUUAUUUGGAGAAACUAUAUUUAAUCAAAUAGAUAUAUCUGAACUUAAAACUGCUACAAAGGAUGUUGCAUAUGCUGUAACAGAAUCUGAUAUCAUGGAGAUCAACGAUGGAAUUUCGACAAUAUUUUGUUCAGAACAUACUUUACAAAUGAAUAGUACUUUUAAUGCUUUUCAAAUGGCUCAACGACCAGAAAUAACAUCUAAGCGAAAGCAUAUAAGGCUAAAAAAAAGCAUGAGUUUACCAGAUGAUACAUUAGAAUAUUGGGGAUUUUAUUUACUAAAAGGUGCAACUGUAGCACUCUCUGUGUGUUCAAGAUUUCCAGGAGCCUCCAUAUUAGUGGUAAAAGGAGAAAGAAAUUUACGUACUUGUGGUUUGUUAGAACACAAUAUCAAUAAAGAACAAACACAAAAUAUCUACUUACCAGGUGCAAACAAACAGGUUAAAAUAAUAGAUCAAUCAAAUGCACAAGAAAUUGAUUCUAAAGAAUCAAUCAUGGUUGAGCCUAUUAAUAUAUAUAACACUACCAAUGUACAUAUAUUGCUUGUAAAUGUAAGUUCUGAAAAUCCUGUAAAUAAAAAUGAGAAAGUUCUUAUAAAUACAAAUAAUAAUACAUGGUCGUAUAAGUCUGAUGAAAAUUUGAAAGAUAUAGAGACAUUGUAUGAUACUGCAGCAUCUUAUAUCCAGAAACAUAUAGAUGAUCAACAUGAAAGCAUGAAUCGCACCAGAAAAUUAAGACAUCUUAGACACCGCAAGAACAAAAAUAAAAAAAUAAAACAAAAGAGAAAACAUGUACAAGAUCAAGACAGAGAAAUGCACAUACAAAAAUUAGAACGUGAAUUGCAUUCUGAUAAAAUUGAUGAAAAAGAUAUGGUUGGACAGGAAGUAAAGUUGAAAGACAAGAUGGACAUCAAAAGAUUUAGAAGAAGUCGAGAACUUAUAAAGCCACCGUCCUUAUUAGAUCAAGGCAUCAGGCAUGGUGGAAAUGCUGAUAAAAAUUUUACAUCUAAUUCUAACGAAUCUUCAUCUAUUUCCAGUUUUGAGAAUGGCUUAUUCAACUGUUACGGAGGAGCGAUAUUGUUAGCUCAUGAAUUUGAACCUUCAAAUCGCUGUACUGAUGUUUCUUAUUUGCUCAAUAGUAAACACACACAAGCAAACCAUCGUGUGGAAGAAGAUGGUUAUUAUUAUUACAUUUUUUAUAGCGAUAAUGAUAUUGUGUCUAAUGAUAUUUAUACGAUUUUUGAUAUAUAUAAGCCAACUUUUCAAUAUGAAAAUGUGUCUAAAUCAUGUAUAAAUAGAACUGAAUGCUCCUUUACUUUAAGUCCACUGUCAGCAGAUAGAAUAAUUGUUGAAAUACCAACCAAGGAUGGUAUAGAACAUAACGAGAUGGAUGAUAUUAGCAUAUUAAUUUCUAUUUGCCAGCCACGGAUGGGUGCAUAUAUGUUUUUUCCAAUUGCAAUAUUGCUUUUAAUUCUUGGUUGUGCUUUUAUGUGAAUAUGGAUCUCUAAUUCUAAAGGUACUUGCACAAAAUGAAUAAAAAAUGUAGAAAUCUUUCAUAAUUAAGAAUUUCUCAUAAAUCAUGAUAUUUAAAUGAUUUUAUGAAUUAAAUACAUAUUUAAACAUGAAUUGAUUGAAAAUUUGAUAUGGAACAAGAAUCUAGGAGAAAACUAUAUUAUGUUUUUAAUCAGGUAUAACAGUUUAGUUACUUAAGGUAAAAAUUUUAAAAUGUGUACUAAUUAUAAAAAUUAAUGUCUUUGUGUGUUAUUGUUUAUAGAUCACUUUACGUCAUUAUAUAUAACAUAUAAUGAUAAUUUUUUUUCUUCUAUAGAAAAAUUAUUUUUGAUUUGAUAAGAAAAAACUAUGAUUGAGAAGAUGUUUUAUAGUUUUGGUUACAUAUCAUAAAUGAUAUGAGAAAAAUGUACAUAUUAUAUAUUACAUAUUCAUAUAUUAUAUAUUAUAUAUAUUCGGAAGUUAACUCUUAUAUAUAAGUGUUUAGUAUAAUUAAAAUUAUAAAAAUUUUUUAUACUAUUGCAUAUUUUUCAUAAAUUGUAUAAGUACAAAAACAUAAAAUAAGAUAGAUUAUUAUAUUACUGUACAAAUUCAUACUUAAUGCAUAUUUUGUAUGAAUUAGAGAAAAAAAAAAGA